AUGACCCAACAUUUUGUGGAAGACUAUAAAAGAAGUUCUAAAAAUGUGGCAUCUACAGACAAUCAGAAGCCCCCUGCUGAUAACGAAGUAAGAAUAAGUUAUAGCAAAAUCCCUACUUAUGUCGACGUCAGUAUCAAGUUGCUGCAGGAGGAUAAAAAACCUCAUAUUAUCCUGGUAGGCCAAGGUCAAAAUGUGAAUAAAACGGUCACCGUUGUUGAAAUAGUGAAGAGAAAGAUGCAAGGCACUUUGCAUCAAUAUACCCAAAUUGGAAGUGUGUCUGUUGUUGAACAAUGGGAUCCUGUUAAAGAUAAAGAUUUAGAUAGUGUGGAAAUCAACAAAAAGGUACCAGUCAUCAUCGUCUAUUUAUCGUUUGAAGAAAUGCCUGAAUUGGACACUACCUCUGGUCAUCAAUCACCCACUGGUCCAGAUAUCUAUGAAUAG
Messenger RNA from Mucor mucedo, 441 nucleotides. RefSeq lists its product as uncharacterized. Gene Ontology annotation, molecular function: RNA binding. The record is from RefSeq and is a predicted model, not a curated record. The coding region runs from base 1 to 441 and encodes 146 amino acids. The transcript has 3 exons. NCBI's taxonomy places the organism in Eukaryota, Fungi, Mucoromycota, Mucoromycetes, Mucorales, Mucoraceae.